Messenger RNA from Fusarium subglutinans, 855 nucleotides. RefSeq names its product dehydrogenase. Gene Ontology annotation, molecular function: oxidoreductase activity, acting on the CH-OH group of donors, NAD or NADP as acceptor. Lineage: Eukaryota; Fungi; Ascomycota; Sordariomycetes; Hypocreales; Nectriaceae. The coding region runs from base 1 to 855 and encodes 284 amino acids. The transcript is spliced from 3 exons. The record is from RefSeq and is a predicted model, not a curated record.
AUGACCGCCUUGCUUCGUGGGUCCGCCUUCAUCACAGGCGCAGCCUCCGGUAUUGGGCAACAGACGGCCAUCGCCUUUGCCCAGCAUGGAGUCACAAAGCUAGCAUUGGCCGACAUCAACCAAGACGCGCUAGAUAUAUCCGCCGGAUCUUUGAAGAAACAGUUUCCCCAUGUCCAUAUUCUACCGGUGCAUCUCAAUGUUCGUGACUCCGCGCAGGUCAAGGAAGGGAUUGCCAAGACAAUCGGAGAGUUUGGUCGUCUGGACAUUGCUGUGAAUAAUGCCGGUAUCAGUGGCAGUGGACGAAAGACGCAUGAGUUGGAAGACGAUGAAUGGCUCGGAAUUCUCGAUGUGAAUUUGCAGGGUGUGUAUCGAUGUCAGAAAGAAGAGCUGGAUGUCAUGGUAAAUCAAGAGUACGUCUACCAAGAGAUGAUGAAUCGAAACGAGUCAAGAGCUAAAUCCUCUCCUAGAGAUUUGGGGCCUCGGGUAGGCCGCGGAAGGAUCAUUAACGUCGGAAGUAUGUUUUCUGUUGUGGCACCAAACAACCAAGACCAUACUGCAUAUGCAACUGCCAAGCAUGGCAUCAUCGGCUUGACCAAGGCUGACGCAAACUCGUACGGGCCUCUAGGCAUCCGUAUCAAUGCCAUCUGCCCAGGUUAUGUUGAGACACCUCUGCUAAUGAGUAUUAUGAGUCGUGAUCCAGACUCACCACUCGCAGUGGACUUGUCAAGAACUCCUUUGAAGCGCAUGGCCACUAUGGAGGAGGUAGCAGAUGCCAUAGUCCUGUUGGCUUCUCCCAUGAGUAGUUACAUGCAAGGUGCCAGUAUGAUCUGUGACGGGGGGUUUACCAGUAACUAG